AUGAGAAUUGGGUGUCUACAGUUUGCACCUCAUGUGGGAGAUGUAAACAACAACUUGAACCGCGCGGAUUCAGUUCUGUCCAAAGCGAACCCAGACGAUCUGGAUCUCCUUGUAUUACCUGAGCUAGCAUUUUCUGGGUACAACUUCAAGUCGUUACAAGACAUCGCACCCUUUCUCGAGUACUCUGGAUCCGGCAUCACGUCCCUUUGGGCUAGGACCGUCGCUCUCAAAUACAACUGUGUCGUAACUGUAGGAUACCCCGAAAAAGUCGAUCUUUCUGCGCAUUGGCCGGCAAAUCCUGAAUAUUACAACUCCACUAUCGUCGUGAACUCAGAAGGCGAGACAAUAGCCAAUUAUCGCAAAUCUUUCCUAUACUAUACCGACGAGUCGUGGGCACUAGAAGGUGAUGAAGGGUUUUUUGAAGGCUAUAUCACGGGCCUUGGAAACACUUCAAUAGGCAUUUGCAUGGACCUCAAUCCAUACAAAUACGAAGCACCGUGGGAUGCAUUUGAGUUUGCUUUCCAUGUCCUUGAGGCCGGGUCCAACUUGGUCAUCGUGUCGAUGGCGUGGAUGUCAAGAGAGGAACCACGCAAGUUUACACGCAUGCCCAAUGAGCCUGACAUUGAGACUUUGACAUAUUGGGUCACUCGCCUUGAGCCUCUUAUUCGCCAAGAUACCAGAGAAGAGAUCAUUGUUGUAUUCUGCAAUCGCUGUGGCAACGAGGAAGAAGUCCUAUAUGCCGGAACCAGUGCCGUCGUUGGCAUUUUGGACGGCGAGGUUAGGGUCUACGGGCUUUUGGGACGAGGAGAAAGAGAACUGCUCGUGGUGGACACAAAUGAAAAGCCUUACGCCAAAUUGGUACAACGACCUGAGACAGGCCGUAGUGCGAUAAUCGAAGUGCGUGGGAAGCCUCGGGAGCAAGAACAACCAGAUGGAGACAACAAUAUCGACAAGCAGAAAACGACCGAAUCCGCUGCACAUACUGAACAACACGACAGUACACAGCUACCUGAAGCUCAUGAGAGUAGGGGCUUUCAACCAUCGGGACCUAAGGUCGCUGCUCAUCCAAUCAACCGAGAACUCCCGCUGCGCUCAAGACUUUACCAGGAGCCACUGAGCGAACAAAUACACACCUCAACUGCAAACCUUCCUCAGCAGCUUGACCUCAAGAAGUACCACUCUUUGCGCUCUCCAGGGCUCGAGGGUUUCAGCGUUCCCACACCCUCAGCUCCUAGUCCAACUCCCCAGGCUCUUCGGCCACGACUAAUCAUCCCUAAAUCACCACGAUCCACAAUACACCAAAGUCCACAAGGAUCCCCUCCUACUGCUACUUCUCUGAGGUCCGAUAGAUCAAUCCAAUCGAUUGACUCCGCGAUGUCUGGCGCAUCUGCUAGAACAGUGACAUCAAAUCAUCGUCCUCCAGAAGAGAGUACCCCUUAUCCGGACAGUGCGCUCCCUACUGCACAUCCAUCAAGCUUUUCGAGGCUAAGAGGCCAACUGCACGGCAACGAUUUUACGUUACCAAACAUAGAUAAUUAUUCAAGCCCAAAGUCAGACUUGGAUUCAAUGUCUGAAACAGCUCGCUGGCUUUGGAACCCAUCAGAGACUCUUAUCGCCACACCUGCUUCAGCAAGCUGGGUUCAAGAGACACCAAUUGGGAAGAAGCAAGGGGCGUUCCCUUGGACCAAUAUAAAAGCUGAGCCGCGCCCCCAAAGCACAGACACGGUGAGGGAUGGCAGCAAGCUCGCAGCUUUUGUUCACAAUUCGAGGGGGAUCGACUCUCAGACACCCAUGAGCAAUACAUCUUCGAACUUGACUAAUGGCACAAUUAUCUCGGACUCAUCCCUGAUCUCACAAAGGGCUAUCAAAUCUGAAUAUGGAAAGACUGUGUCAUCCGUAACCACCUCACGCCAGCCCGAAAGAUCCAGCUAUUCCAGGACGCACGAACGAGCUCGGUCUUCAAAUGAGUACCAUGAAAGCCCCAGUAAAGAAGUAUCACAACAACCAGUAGUAAGGACUCGGCGCUCCAGUUCGCGAGUCUCAUGUGGAAGUGAAUACUACCGAGAAUCUCAAAUCGGACACUCGAUUGAUGAGCGGCUGACAGCAAAGUCUCGCAGUCGCAGUCGCCAUACCCACCAAACGUCCACGGACUCGAAUCUAGAUGGAAUUAUGAUACCUCUCGUUGCAAGCCCGAGUAUUCUUUCAAACAGCGAAAAGGGGAAACAUGGAUCGAUCUCGCCAUCAGGCAAUGAUCAACGAAGAGGCUCGAUAGCCAGUCCGAGUCAAACUUCGGGGAGAAUAGGCCGCCAUAGACAUGGUUCUACCACUGACGCCGUUUCAAUUCCAUCCAGCUCCAGAGCCGCAAGCCGUGGUCGCCCACCAGGACCCAGAGAUUUCCCUCGGAGUGAACGAUCACACGAAGCGUUCAAGUCACCACUCCGCUCGCCUUCUACGGACUCUACUCGAAAUGAAGUCCUCCAUAGUCGUAUCGAGCAUUCUGAGCCGCGCGGACAAAGUCGUUCUAGCCACAACUCUACUAGGCAUCAGUCCCGACAUCGAUCCCGUGGAGGAGAUAAUUUCGAGAGAUUCGAAGCUAUAGUUUGUCCAACAUGUCCAGUGCAUGGAAGAUCAAGCUCGAACGGUGCCCAGAGUGUUCCCAUCCGUUUAGCAGUAGACUCUUUGCCUCAACGUGGCCACUCUGCUGAUCCUCCCCGCUUUCCAAAUGGCGCACACCCGGAACAGGAGAUUCUCCAACCAGUUCAAGGCCUCGAUGGCUUAGAAAUGCUGAGGAGAUACCAAGAGGAUCAGUCAGAAUGCAUCCUUACACCCGCCUCAAACUUUAGUGAAGUGUUUGAGCAGAGUGACCGCAGCUCCUCAGCAGCUACCUGGGACACAAGCUCACCAGAGCGGUCCCCGAGCACCCCCUCAUUCUUCAACCCAGCUCAGACCCCCAGGGCCAUGGUAUUCGCUACGGACGAUUCUGACAUUGAGGCAAUGCCAAACGGCGGUCUCAGUGGUGACCCUGUAACUGGUAAAGCUUCUGCUGCGACCGAGCAGCCUCACCCAACAGUUGCUUCAUAA
Fusarium subglutinans is the source of this 3081-nucleotide messenger RNA. RefSeq names its product n-terminal amidase. NCBI's taxonomy places the organism in Eukaryota, Fungi, Ascomycota, Sordariomycetes, Hypocreales, Nectriaceae. The transcript has 4 exons. The record is from RefSeq and is a predicted model, not a curated record. Bases 1 to 3081 code for a protein of 1026 amino acids. Gene Ontology annotation, molecular function: protein-N-terminal asparagine amidohydrolase activity; protein-N-terminal glutamine amidohydrolase activity. Gene Ontology annotation, biological process: protein catabolic process.